UUAUGUUAUUGCAGAUUGUAUAAAUCCCGGAUGCACAUCGUUCUGUAUUGCGUAUCUUAAAUAGGCAUCAAAUUGGGAAGGAUAACAAACGCUCAUCUGUCGUACAUCUGACAACCAUCUCAUCCAAUUAUACCAGCUGACUUGUUUCCAAUCAUGCCGAGCUUGAGCACGCAAUCGAGCAAGACAUCGCUGUCAUGGCCGGGACAUCCCAUGGCCGCAGGUAGCUACAUGCUUCAGGCAGCUCAAGAACCUAUCCUGGUGACCCACACCAAUUUCCAGGGUACAGCGCCCCCCAGUCGCUCCUGCAGUGCAAACAGUGACCGCGCCCGAUCAAAUGCUAGUGGCCACGCCCGAUCACCAACUACUGACCGCACCUUUAGCCACACCAGCACUAGGAACACCUCCAACGGUACGCAUUACAGGUGCUUCUGCACAGCGGCCGUCUUGUGCUCACUCCUCGCUGUGAGCCUCCUCAUCGCUGGUUUGGUUUUCCUGCUCGAUGGUGUCGCGUCGACGUCCAGAACGAUGGGCAUCAUCCUCGUCGUCGUUGCUACAUUAGUGACAAUAUGUGCCUUGGUCAUAUGGAGAUACACGUGUCAGCGGCACAAGAUAGUCAAGGAAACGCAACAAGACGUAACCUUAAAGUCCGUUAAAUCCAACAACAGUCCAUCUUACGUAGCGCGGGAAAUAUAUCUCUAGCUAAAAAUGGCAUGUGAUUGCGAAAGACUUAAUUGAAUUUAUAAUAAUUUGUAACAAACUUCGACUUCUGUUAACCUGGGUCAGAAAUAACGGUAUUCUGUUUUAUCAAGCAGUACUAGUGAUUUGGAGCGUUACGUCACAUCAGGAGUUUACAUAACGCUCUGUUGUCUCGCCAGUCAAUUAUGUUCUCUUUUGUUUCCAACCAGUUAGUGUUUUGGGGAGAGUUGUUUCCAAGAAAAGCAUUUUAAUGUUAAA
Molecule: messenger RNA, 954 nt
Organism: Strongylocentrotus purpuratus (purple sea urchin)
Lineage: Eukaryota; Metazoa; Echinodermata; Echinoidea; Camarodonta; Strongylocentrotidae
Exons: 2
Coding region: 154-699 (181 amino acids)
Source: RefSeq, a predicted model, not a curated record